Mycena citricolor is the source of this 1839-nucleotide messenger RNA. Lineage: Eukaryota; Fungi; Basidiomycota; Agaricomycetes; Agaricales; Mycenaceae. The record is from the annotation of a GenBank genome assembly.
GUUCUCGUUUCUUCCCGCUUAGCUUGGCUGACAUGCUUGGACACCCGCAGUCUGGCGGUCUGGAGCACAAGGUCUCGAAAGGUCUCGAUAUUCACCAUCUUGCUCUUGCUUCGCGGAAUUCUCUCUGCAUACCCUAGUCUUGAAGAGGUCUGGAACUGUGUGUUUGAUGGAACACUCUCUUGUCCGGUCGUUUGCAACAUCUUGCGAAGAGUGACGCAUGCACCAGUAAGUAUGCUAGUGAUCAAACCUGUGCAAUUUGCCCCAAGAUCUGGACCCAACUCUGGCCACUUCUCCCCAAGAUAUGCACGCCCCCCACCCCCCAAUGAAUUGCCUAUAAAUGAUAUAAGUGCUCAACUGCAGCAUAGAUCUCAGAACGUGUCUCGAGAUGGCGGAGCCCAACAGCCCCGAGGUUAAGUCCUAUGUCGCGCACCUCAUCAAGAACAGCAAGUCGCGUCAGGCGGUAUCAUGGACAAACUGGAUGGGCGAAGUGAUCUGGUUUCACGCCAUACUCCUCACUCUUGUUCCCCUUUUCGGGGCGAUCGGCGCGUACUACACUCCUCUCCGGUGGGAAACGGCGCUGUUCUCGGUGGCAUAUUACUUCUACACGGGGCUGGGGAUCACGGCGGGAUAUCAUCGGCUGUGGGCGCACAGGUGCUACAAUGCGGGGCCUUUGCUGCAGUACAUUCUCGCACUCGGUGGAGCAGGCGCCGUUCAGGGCUCCAUCAAGUGGUGGUCUCGCGGCCAUCGGUCCCAUCACAGAUACACCGACACGCAGCUGGACCCAUACAACGCCGAAGAAGGCUUUUGGCACUCUCACAUCGGGUGGCUCGUCAUCAAAGCUCGUAUUCGCCAAGGCCCUGUCGACAUCAGUGACCUGAAGAAGAGUUCGGUUGUCCAGUGGCAGAAUCGACAUUAUUACGUGCUGAUCCUGCUCAUGGGUUUCAUCGUUCCGAGUGUCAUCCCGUGGAUUUUCUGGGGUGAUCUGCGGGGCGGCUACAUCUACGCUGGAUUGCUCCGGCUUACCUUCGUCCAUCACUCCACGUUCUGUGUGAACUCGCUCGCCCACUGGCUUGGAGAGGCGCCGUUUGAUGACAAACACACCCCUCGCGACCACGUCCUUACUGCAUUCGUCACGAUUGGCGAGGGAUAUCACAAUUUCCACCACCAGUUCCCGACAGAUUACCGUAACGCGAUCAAGUGGUACCAAUAUGAUCCCACGAAGUGGACCAUUUGGAUCUGCCAGAAGCUCGGGCUGGCGUCUCAUUUGAAGACUUUCCCGGAGAACGAGGUCCGCAAAGGCCAGCUGACCAUGCAGCUGAAGCGCUUGAGAGUGACGCAAGAUGCUCUCGUGUGGCCGACGGAUAGCAAUGACCUGCCUGUUAUCAAUUGGGAAUCUUAUCAGAAGCAGUCCGCCGAGCGACCGCUCGUUCUCAUAUCUGGAUUCAUCCAUGACGUUACCAACUUCAUCGACGAGCAUCCAGGCGGCGCUCAUGUCGUUGUUAAAUAUAUCGGGAAAGAUGCAACUGCGGCUUUCUUUGGUGGGGUCUACGAUCAUUCCAACGCAGCUCACAAUUUGCUCGCGAUGAAGCGUGUGGGAGUCUUGCAUGGCGGAGUUCCUCACAUCUCAGAUGAUCAUGCGAUUCCGCCCUCACAAAGAUUACGGAUAGCGCGAUAUUCCGAGCUGGGAUCGAGCUCUGCAUAUUCAGAUGGCGAAUCCGGACUGCUUUGACGCUUCUGAGAGUUUGGAGAAAACAUAACGUGAAUUCAUCAGGGAUAGAGACGUAUUAGAGUAUCAUAUUUGUACAGGAAAUGGAAAGCGGAUUCGAACCGAUAAGGUGC